AUGGAGCGUGAUAAGUGGGUUGGUUCCGCGUAUCGUGUCUGUUCCCUCAAAAGCUCUAUUCAAGGAGUUUUUUCUCACACAUUUGAUAACCUUUCUGAUGCUCGACGUUUUUUGUUACUGAAUAAUGUAUCAGUCUUUUCCUUUGCUCUACUCAAUCUGUCAAGUGGUGUCCUCGAAAACUCGGAUUUUGAAUUCGAAGGAAAUAUUGCUUCAUGGCCACGAGCGUUAUUUCUCAGUAGUUCCAGACCUUCCGGAACUACUGCAGGAUUUUCGAUUUAUGGCAUAAUCUCUGACAGCUUGAAGCACCUCACUUCAUAUGGAAGAUUCUUGUGGGGAAUCCCAAAAUUGGUGUUUCAGCGACAUUUACUCCCGCGUCACUUCCAACUUGUUCUCACAUCUGCCCUUUUUGUUCAUGAUCUCAAGUCCUUUGCGGAACAAAUCUACCUCCAUAUUUUCUUGGCAUUUGCUUAUCCUUUCUUUGGUGCAACUCCCUCUCUUUUAUCCUAUCUGCGAAUUGGUAAUAUAUCGGCUACCUUUUUUUGGCACAAAAUUAUUCACCUUGUUCUACAACGCAAUUCUCGCAUUUCUUUUCUUUCUGUGCGCACAGAAAAUACUGUUCUGCAUGAAAUUGAGCUUUUUAUUCAACAAUUUCAGCUCUCUCACAUUUGGCAAGUCAAUGACUGCCAUCCCUUGGAGCUGUUCUUUCGCGAUUUAAGUGAUUUCAAUGAUACACUAGCUAUCGGCGUUUUGAGAACUUGCCUCCUUCCUUACAUAAACAAUGAUGUCGACAUUACCAAACUACUGUCGGUUGACUGUCUCACUGAAAUUAUGCUCUCGAUCGGUAUCUGUCGGGCAUUUGCAGACUAUCAUCCUCGUGCCGUUGUAGCUAUUUUUGAGGAUGCAGAUCUCGUAAGAAGUGCGCUUUGUUUCUGCGAUCGUCUGAAUACUCUCUUGGGUGACUCCUUGGUUCAAGGUUGGUGUUCUCGUGCCUUUUCCCUCCAUCAGCUCUGCUCAGAUCAGAUUGGCAUUUUUGGUGCUUCUCUGAGGACUAGGUGGAGACUGGACUGGCGCAUUGUGAAUUAUUUUGUGGGACGGUUAGAGCAGCAGCCUUUAGACGAUGACGACAUUGAUGACACUAGUGGCUGUGGUAGAGUACCAAAACUCACCCGAUUGGCGUGUCAAGCAGUUCGAUUUGCUCUCCGUCUGUACCUUGACGGAUUAUCGCCACCUAGACCCUCUUUUACGGCUCAAAUAGAGGACCUCAAGAUCCCACCUGUCGUGAAAAGCAUUAUCCUCUCCGCGGUAAUGGAAGAUUGA
Molecule: messenger RNA, 1317 nt
Organism: Hydatigera taeniaeformis
Lineage: Eukaryota; Metazoa; Platyhelminthes; Cestoda; Cyclophyllidea; Taeniidae
Source: the annotation of a GenBank genome assembly